AUGGCAGGUGUGAAUGCCUGUGUAAAAUGUUCUAUAUUUAUCUUCAACUUUAUGUUCUGGCUGUGUGGUGUCGUCAUCCUGGCAACGGCAAUUUGGCUACGAGUAAGCAAAGAUGGUCGAGAGAUUCUCAGUCCUGAGGGCUUAGGCACUAACCCCAAUAUUGCUGCAAAUAUCUUGAUCGCUGUGGGUAGCAUCAUCAUGAUGCUGGGUUUCCUGGGAUGCUGUGGUGCCAUGAAAGAAAACCGCUUCAUACUUGUUUUGUUUCUUAUAGGAUUGCUUCUGAUCCUACUGCUGCAGGUGUCGGCAGGUAUCCUAGCAUUUACUCUCAAAACUAAGACUGACCAUGUUCUGAAUGACGGUUCCCAUGCUAACAUGUCUCUUUUGAGCUUAAAAAAUGAAGAUAGAAAAAUGUUCCAGAAAGCCUUUUCUGAAAUUCAAGAAAAGUAUAAAUGCUGUGGUUUGGUCAAUGGAGCUUCUGAUUGGGGAAAUAAUUUUCAGUACUAUUACAAGUCAUGUGAAUGUCCAGAUGCAUCAGACUCUUCUUGUACAAGUUAUAGUGGAAAAACUAUUUACAAACAGACAUGCCUUCCUUUGGUAAGAGGCCUUGUUUCUAGACAUUUUUCCUUAGUUACUGGACUAGCGUUUGGACUGGCAGCUGUUGAGAUACUUGCUGUGAUAUUUUCUAUUGUCCUAUAUGGCAACACAAGGAAGAAAUAA
This is a messenger RNA of Camelus dromedarius (Arabian camel), 717 nucleotides long. RefSeq names its product tetraspanin 8 (gene TSPAN8). The record is from RefSeq and is a predicted model, not a curated record. The coding region runs from base 1 to 717 and encodes 238 amino acids. Gene Ontology annotation, cellular component: plasma membrane. Lineage: Eukaryota; Metazoa; Chordata; Mammalia; Artiodactyla; Camelidae. The transcript has 8 exons.